AUGAUCUCGUCAACAACUAAAACCGUUCUCACUAGACUACAGGCCUUUGGUCAUGGGGUCGUGCCCAAUCCAGAGAUCCCAACUCCGUCGUUUGCUGCUUGGGACUCGGUUCCGGCAAAACGCCGAGCCGCCGUGCUUGUUGUACUCUUUGAAACAAAGAAUCCAAUCACAAACCGAGUUGAACUGUCGACUGUUUUAACAACGCGUGCGGCACAUCUGUCGUCUUUUUCGGGGCAUGUGGCUCUACCCGGUGGCAAGGCCGACUCGGAACAAGAGACUGCUCGUGAAGCAGCUCGUCGUGAGGCUUCUGAGGAAAUAGGGUUCCCGGCAAUGCUUCCAGAAAACGACCCUAUUGUUGAUGUCGCGCGCUUCCCAGCAUACCUCUCGCGUAACCUGCUAGCUGUUGCACCAUCUAUUGCAUAUGUCCCUUCGCCAGCACAAAUACCGCCGUUAUAUGGACUGCCAGAUGUUUUACCAGAUGACCUUGAUGAAGUGUUACGCGCGGGCGGAGAGGUUGGCGAAGUUUUUAGCGUUCCUCUGCGGUAUUUUCUUUACCUCCAUCCACCCGGGUCAACACCAGGGGCUCCUCCAGGCCGCAAACCACCAGUAACGCCAUGGUACACUGGCGGGGAUGCCAUUUGGGGUGGGCUUUCGUGGUGGAUGCACCACUUUGCGGUGCGCCGACGCGUAAAUAAGCUCCCCGGAGAGCCUGCACACUUCUCCGUGUGGGGGCUUACUGCUCGCAUUCUACUGGAUGUUGCGCGUGUUGGGUACGCGCAGGUCCCGGAGAUGCGACACACGCACAAUAUUGGCGACGAGGCAUUGUUAGAAGCGCUUGUUUCUGGUGGGUACAUGGCAGUUCCACGGUCUAAGCGGGACCUAAGUUUCAACUUUGCAAAGGCUUUUGGUCGGGACUCGCCACUUCUCAAGAGUAGAUUGUAA
Messenger RNA from Magnusiomyces paraingens, 942 nucleotides. RefSeq lists its product as uncharacterized. The transcript has a single exon. Lineage: Eukaryota; Fungi; Ascomycota; Dipodascomycetes; Dipodascales; Dipodascaceae. Gene Ontology annotation, biological process: coenzyme A catabolic process. Gene Ontology annotation, molecular function: acetyl-CoA hydrolase activity; coenzyme A diphosphatase activity. The coding region runs from base 1 to 942 and encodes 313 amino acids. The record is from RefSeq and is a predicted model, not a curated record.